AUGCUUAAGCCGAUGGGGAAGAAGCACGUCUUGGAUGAAUGGCGCAGCGCUCCGUUAGUUGCGCCGAGUGGACCGAAGCUUCCCGCGCACUUACGCCUCCUUCUGGUGCCCAAUGGAGCCGCGUUAAGGCUGCAGCUGCGCUAUCAAAAGUACCAAGACAAAGUGCGCAAGCUGCUCAAGAGGGCGGACGCGAGUCAGCAGCAAGAACACGCAGCCAAAGCCUCCGGUCGCGUUGUGGCCACGUCCAGUAUGGCGCUAGCCGACUGCGACGACGACGAGAGCGACUGUACACGCCAGCACGGCUUCGUCAACGUGAUGGAGCCGACGUGGCUGCUGUCGUCCAUCGACCAGCGUUGCGCCGAGACCGCGAGCUCUCUGAUGACACAGAGCUCCAUCAAGACCCCACCAGGCCUCGCACGUCAACUGGCCGACGUGCGACUGGCUGUACUGGAUUUACUCUUCAUCUGUCGCUCUGGAGUGGACGUGAAUCUACUGGGACGACCUCCGUCUUCUGCUGGUACUCACCACCGAAAUCUCGUCGAGAGAGUCAAAGCGUCGAACCCAACGGAGUUGAAACGCGUCACUCAGAUCUUUGAGGGCUUAAAGUCCGAUAUGUUUAUGCCUGCUGUUCGCUGUCUGGGCUGGUUGCUCACGAAGACGUGGCGGCUUCUCUUUAACGGGCUUCACGUGGACUUGGAGAGUCUCCAUCAUGUACGUCGCGUACUGGAAGCGUCCGAGGGAGACGUGAGCGUCGUGUUUGCGCCCACCCACAAGAGCCACUUGGACUAUCUGAUCAUCAGCUACUUGUGCUUCGCGUAUGGCAUCCCCUUGCCUCGUAUCGCAGCUGGGAACAACCUGGAUCUGCCUCUUGUGGGCUCGUUUCUACGUGCUAACGGCAGCUUCUUCAUCCGUCGGUCGUUCAAGGACGAUGAUCUGUAUAAAGAGGUAUUGGAACAGUAUGUACACGAGUUACUGGAGGACGGGAACCCUGUGGAAGUCUUUAUCGAAGGUGGACGAUCACGUCAUGGGCGAGUGUGUAAACCCCGAUUGGGGUUCAUGUCGAUGUUCCUCAACUACGUGAAAGCAGCGUCUGAUGAAGACGUCAACAAGGAGAAGAAGACGGUCUUGGUCGUCCCCAUCGCGCUGGACUAUGACAAGGUCUACGAGGUCGAUGGAUACGCCAACCAGCUGCUCGGCAAGCCCAAGGAGAAGGAGAGUCUGGCUGUGUUGCUUCGGUCUGUGUGGGAUCUCUUCUUCCUCCGUCUUGGCCACUCGUACGUGCGCUUUGGAGAGCCUGUGCCUCUUACUGAAACGUCGUCACUUCAGACGUCCUCGGAGCUGGUAGCUGAGCGCAUGCAGACGUCUGGAACCAUCACGUCGACUGCGAUUGUGGCUGCGUUGCUCAUGUGGAAGCGCGCGUAUGUGACGCAAGAAAUGCUGGAGACACGCACUGUGUGGCUCGUGGAGGAGCUGGAGAAACGAGGAGCCACUGUAGCUCACGUGGAGAACGAUGACAUCGCUGAACACGCGCUGGCAGUUUUGAACGUAGAGACGAAAGCAAACGGCGUUGUGACUCCCCAUUUGCAGUACCCAGUGCGAGCGUUGGAGCUCGGCUUCUAUCGUAACCACUUGUUACACAUUUUCCUGCCUGAAAUGGCGCUUUUUGGAGCUCUGGAUGCUGCUCUACGUCAACGUUCUAAAUGUGACGAAAGUUACGCAAGUCACAAAGUGGAUAUCUGGACGGUGAAACAACAAGCUCGGAUGAUCUGGAACUUCUUACGCCACAUUUGUCGUCACGAAGCUAUUGACGUUGACGCUCGCGUGGACCACUUCUUCUCGGAGGCUUCCGAGUGUCAAGUGGACGAGUCUUCGGGCACCGUGACGGUGGAUGUGAAGAGCUGGAACAAUUCAAAGUUGACGAGCUUCGUGCUGUCGUUGAACUGGUCGUUCAUGGACUCGCUGUGGCUCACGACUCAGGGAAUUUGGAGUCUUCUUGACGAGGAUGUGGAACACACAGAGCGCGAUGUUGUACGUCGUGUGCAAGUGUUGGCGAAGGAAUUGUUCCUGCGUCAACAGCUGGGUCACGCUGAAGCUCUGUGUAGCGAGAGUAUCAAGCAAUCUCUGGACUUUUUGGUGGAGAGCAACGUGGUGCGCUUCGAGCGGGCUCAAGGCGGCAAGUCGAGGGUGAUGCGACUCUGCGUAGACGUCCGCGCUCUUGGAAAUCUCACGCAGGAGGUGAAUGCACGUCGGAAACCUCACUCGUUCUUGUGGCGUGGAGACGAGCUGCCACGUAACUUAACACGUGAGGAAGUCCUGGAACUUAUGCAAGCAGCUCAAGGCUCUCGUAGCGUCUACGCUAAGUGGAUGGCGCCUCCGACUCCGGUCUAA
Messenger RNA from Phytophthora infestans T30-4, 2388 nucleotides. RefSeq names its product glycerol-3-phosphate acyltransferase, putative. The record is from RefSeq and is a predicted model, not a curated record. Gene Ontology annotation, cellular component: mitochondrial membrane. Bases 1 to 2388 code for a protein of 795 amino acids. The transcript has 2 exons. Lineage: Eukaryota; Oomycota; Peronosporomycetes; Peronosporales; Peronosporaceae.